CAAUCAGUAUUAAUUUUAUUUUUAUUAGACUCUUUCUUUUCCGUCCCGUCAAUAAACUAUUCCUCGGCCCCUUCUCUGCUUCGAAACCCUAACCCUAAUUCCCCAAAUCUCUUCUCCUCUCUCCCCCCAGCCAAAUUCGACCCUCACCAUGGCCACCGAAGAGCCCCGCUCGCCGCUCUCCCCCUCCUCCGGGGGUAAGCAUCGCCGCUCGCCGGAAGACCCAGCGCCGGAGGAGGAGGAGUCGCCGAAGCGGCGGAAGCACCACCGCCGCCAGCACCACCACCACCACCGCCGCCACCGCAAUCACAGCAAGAACGGGCGGGCGAAGGAGGAGGAGGACGAGGUCGACGAUCCCCCUCUCUCCAUGGAUGCGGGGGCAGCGGAGGUGGCUUCAUCUGUCCUAGUGAAGGUCGGCGACGACGAGCGCGAGGAGGGGGAGAUCGUCGAGGAGGAAGAAGAGGAGGUCGGGGGCUGUAAAGGCUCCGGUUUGGUGGUCGGCGGGUGCUCCGAUGUUGAAUCCGGUGAGAUCGGGCGAGACGCUGCUAAUAAAGAUCCCACUCUGGUAGCUUCUAGAGAUGGUGAUAUUGAGGAUCCAAAGAGAGAUGUGGCCAUGUUGGAUAUUUUUCAACAAUCCGAGGAUUCUGCUGAGAAAGAGGUAGCUUGGGUUAAGGGAGAAGGGUCAGACAGAAAGAGUCGGGAUCGGAGAAACAGGCGGAGUUCAUUGAGUGAUGGGGAGAAUAAAGACAUGAUUAAUAAAUCUUUGCAUAGAAGAGAUGAGAAGGGAAAGAGGGACAGGGAUGUUGAUGCAAGCCAUCCAAAGACUCGAGCGAGGUCGAGAUCUCCUGUCUCCAAAGAAUCUUCACAUCAUAAAAGGAAUGAUAUAGUGCAUUUUAGGGAGCAGGCAAGGUCCAUAGGCAAUUAUAGAGAGAAAUCCUACGAAAGGAGUUUGGAAUCGCAUGAAGAUGGCGGUUCCCGAGCUAGGAAACAUGGUUCUGAACGUGAAGAUGGUGAUAGACAUGAUUCUGAUAGGAAUCUGGUUAGAAGUCGAGAAAGUGAGAGAGGUGCCUACCGCGAAAGAGAGAGAAGCAGCAGUUUUAGCAGGCAUGAUGGACGUAGUGGUAGGCAUGACAGCCGUGAAAGAGAUAGAGAUAGAAAAAGUAUGGAUGUAGAUGAAGUUACUCGUAGGGAAAGAGAGAGGAGUAGCAGUCAUAGUAGAUAUGACAGAAAGGAGAGCAGGCACUACAGUCGAGAGAGAGAUAGCCAGGGGGAGAGACGCAGUAGCAGUGCAAGGGACAGAGAUUCAGAGAAGCAAAGGGACAGGAGUAGGGAGAGGUACAAGGAAAGGGAGAGAGGUAAGAGUGAGCGCGAAAGGGAGAGAGAUGACAGAGACAGAAGAGAAAGGGAGAGGACUAGGAGUGAGCAUGAAAGGGAGAGAGAAAUUGACGAUAGAGAUAGGAACCGGGAUAGGGAUAGAGACCAAAGUGGCCAGAAUGGAAGAGAUAGAGUUAGCAGUAGGGAUAGGCAUAGGGAUUCUAGGCAUUCAAGGUAUGAUGAUCAGGAGAGGCUGAGAUCUAAGGACAUGAGUAGAGAAGCUUAUCCCAGUAGUCAAAAACUUGAAGAAGGCAAAGCAAAUUCUAUCAGGGAGGAGGAAGAAGAGGAUUAUCAGGAGAAAAUUGAACAGCAGCUAGCAAAACAGGAGGAAGAAGAUGUUGACAAAAUUAAGGAGGAAAGUAGGAAAAGGAGACAGGCAAUUUUAGAAAAGUAUAAGCAGCAGCAAUUGCAGAAGCAACAGCCUGAAUCUUUACCUAGUAUCAGUGAGAAAGACAAUAUAUUGAAUGCAGAAGAAAAGCCAUCCAAUGUGACUGACACAACUGUAGCGAAUGAUGGCAAUGCCAACAACCAGGCCUGUUGCGAAGAGUUAGAGAGUAAACGUGACUCUUCGGAUGUAUAUGUUGCUGAACCAUCUUUUGCUGUUGGAAAGUCGCCUACCCAAAAUGGUGCUCCUGCGAAUAAGAUGGCUGUUGCUGUAGGGCUUGGGCAGGGUUCUCCCAAGAGUGAGAGAUCUGCUGAUAUGUUUUGUGAUGACAUCUUUGGAGAAUCACCUGCUGGAGUUCUUAAAACGGGCAAGGGAGAUGGUUUGCAGAUUGAGAGAAGUGGUCUGCAUGACAAUUGGGAUGAUGCUGAGGGCUACUAUAGCUACCGAUUUGGAGAAGUGCUUGAUGGUCGUUAUGAAGUCAUCGCUGCUCAUGGGAAGGGUGUUUUUUCAACUGUUGUCCGUGCAAAAGAUCUUAAAGCUGGGAAAGGUGAUCCUGAAGAAGUAGCCAUAAAAAUUAUACGUAACAAUGAGACCAUGUACAAGGCUGGACUGGAAGAGCUGGUCAUAUUGAAGAAAUUGGCGGGUGCUGAUCCUGAGGACAAGCGCCAUUGUGUUAGGUUUAUUUCAAGUUUCAAGUAUAGGAAUCAUCUUUGUUUAGUUUUUGAAUCUCUUCAUAUGAAUCUUCGUGAGGUUCUAAAGAAAUUUGGUCGUAAUAUUGGACUUAAGCUGACUGCUGUGAGGGCAUAUGGAAAGCAGCUUUUCAUUGCGUUGAAGCAUCUGAGAAAUUGUGGCGUCCUUCAUUGUGACAUAAAGCCAGAUAAUAUGCUGGUAAAUGAGGCUAAAAAUGUGUUAAAGCUUUGUGAUUUUGGCAAUGCUAUGUUUGCUGGUAAGAACGAGAUCACCCCAUACCUUGUCAGCCGCUUUUAUCGUGCCCCAGAAAUAAUUCUUGGGUUGCCUUAUGAUCAUCCGUUGGACAUUUGGUCAGUUGGCUGCUGCUUAUAUGAACUUUAUUCUGGAAAAGUCUUGUUUCCUGGUCCGUCGAACAAUGACAUGCUUCGGCUUCACAUGGAAUUGAAAGGUCCCUUCCCAAAGAAGAUGCUUCGAAAGGGUGCCUUCACAGAUCAGCAUUUUGAUCAAGAUUUAAAUUUUCAUGCUACAGAGGAGGAUCCUGUUACAAAGAAGACGGUGAAGAGGCUAUUGUUGAACAUAAAGCCUAAGGACAUUGGUGCACUAAUUUCAACCUUCCCUGGGGAGGACCCUAAAAUGUUAGCAAGUUUCAAAGAUCUCCUUGAACGAAUAUUUGUUUUGGAUCCAGAAAAGAGGAUGACAGUAUCUCAAGCAUUGAGUCAUCCGUUUAUCACUGCUGUAACUUUGCAACACUGUGGAGAAAACAUGGAAGAGAUGAUUGACUUAGGGACCGCCCUUCAUUGCAGUUCUUAUCAGUUGGAUGUGUUCUGUUUCUUGGUCUAUGCCAGGGCUCUGGAACAACAAACAAUGUUUUAGAUGCUACAGGGCAUAAAAGAAGGCUUUUGGAAUGGAGAUUGCUGGAUGCAUCGUCGUUGCCGUGAAAUUUAGCAUGGUAUUUGAUCAAUUGUACGAGAUUCAGCAGUUGUGCUCUCCACUUCUGGUGGGAAUAGAUACUGUUUAUCUUCUUUGUUGGGAUAAAGGGAAUGUAUGGCCGCAUAUCGGAGGCGGUACCUUUCCAUUUGAAUUCUCCUCUAUAUGGAAAGGAGGGACCCUCAACCAUCGUUUGUUUCUCCUUACACUUUAUAAGUUCGUUCUUCUUUGCUGUCUUUUUUGGGUUUUCAUUGUACUCUAAUUAUUACAUAUUUCAUCACCGAGCUUAAGUUGUUGUACCACUUUAGUCAUCUAUCAACUGAUUCUAUGUCAACUAAUGGAUAUUCUGAAGGAUGAAAAUGUGGCAAGAAUUUAUGCAUGCUUGUUGAAGGUGUGGUAAAAAACAGAUGAAAGUUGAGCAUGCCCAAAAAAUUCAGGCUUGUUAAGUGUAUUUUUAUCCCUAGCUAGUGUUCUUGGGAAUGUAAGUUCAAAAUGAUGUAGCAAUCUGCGUCUUUAGAUCUUUUGUUUUCUUAUCAUUAGCAUUAUUGUUCCUGGAGGAGGUCCGUUGAGGUAACAUUGGACUUCUUAUUUUUAUGGGGUCCUUAUGCAGCACUUUUCGCCAAUAUUAUUAUUCUUUUGUUGUU
Ananas comosus (pineapple) is the source of this 4017-nucleotide messenger RNA. Its product is annotated as serine/threonine-protein kinase prpf4B. Gene Ontology annotation, biological process: mRNA cis splicing, via spliceosome; peptidyl-serine phosphorylation; peptidyl-threonine phosphorylation. The record is from RefSeq and is a predicted model, not a curated record. The transcript is spliced from 17 exons. Gene Ontology annotation, molecular function: protein serine/threonine kinase activity; ATP binding. NCBI's taxonomy places the organism in Eukaryota, Viridiplantae, Streptophyta, Magnoliopsida, Poales, Bromeliaceae. Bases 149 to 3319 code for a protein of 1056 amino acids.